Closterium sp. Yama58-4 is the source of this 1225-nucleotide messenger RNA. Lineage: Eukaryota; Viridiplantae; Streptophyta; Zygnematophyceae; Desmidiales; Closteriaceae. The record is from the annotation of a GenBank genome assembly.
AAAGGACGAAGCAAUGCCGACGGUGGCUGAGAUGACGCGAUUGGUGCUGACGUGGCAUCCUGACCUUCUGGAAGCUACUGUUGCUGAUGACGAUGCUGCUGAUCACGAUGAGGCUGAUGUUGCUGAGGGAGGGGGUUCGGCCGGCCUUGCUCGUCUGCUAGUGGCCGCCCUGAAGCCUGCCCUAACUGCUUAUUGGGCGGAGGAACGUCGCCGAGCCGCGGCUUUUACGUCCGGAAGCACCACCGAGACUCGGCGACAGGUGCGGGAGGCAGUGGAGUCUCGUGUCAACGCCAUGCUGGGCCAGCUGGUGCUGUAUGCACACGGAGCAGCGGCUUUCAACUCGGACGAAGACGCAGCCACUGCAGCCCUCAUUUCUCGCCACGUUCUCCGAACCUCGGCUUCCGAGCCUGUCGAUCUGCUUCUGCACGCCGUGCUUCUGGACCAUGACGUCAUCACUGCCCAGGAUGACGCCAGCAGCAGCAGCAGCAGCAGCAACGAGAGUGGGACGCAGACUGGGGAAGCAGCGAGGGGCGGAGGAGCAGAAGUAGCAGCAGGGAUGGGGCGAGAAGAACAGGGUGGAGAAAAACAGAAGGAUAAGGGAGCAGCAGGAGUAUCAGGAGCAGCAUCAGUGCUCCGGUCAACCCCGAUUGUGUACACGCCAGCAAAGAGAGCAGCUUUAGCGAAGCUGCUCCCAGCAGGAGGACCCAGAGAGAGGACGCAGAGGAUGAUAGCGGCCCUGGAGGGCAGGGAGGUGGAGGCAGUGCUGCCGCCCAUGGAGGAAGUUGCCGAGAAGGAUCUCGGCAUCCGGCUCAAGCGGCCGGAUAAGAAGGCUGAGCGGGCGCUGCUCUUCUCCAUGAAGAAGAGCCUUCAGCUACAGCUCGAGGCAGAGGAGGAUGCUGUUGCAGCGCUUCCCCUCAUUGUGGCUCUUCUCUUCAUGCAGGCACACAACAAGGCCCUUCAGGCUCCUGGUCGUGCUCUUUCCGCUGUCAUCUCCCAUCUCAAGCCCUCACUCGCUCCCCAGGACUUCUCCUCUCUCUCCGCGUUGCACUCUGCUGUUGUCGCGGCUAUUGGCAAGCGCGCAGCAGGGGGCAGAGGGCAGGCGGGGGAGGGGGAAGGUGGAGAGGAGGGAGGGGAGGAGGGGGUGGAUAUGGAAGUACUGUUGAAGGGGCUCAAGGAGGUUGCUUUGGGGAAAUCCAAGGAGGUUAAGAGUGGUGGUGAUGAGUGA